Selaginella moellendorffii is the source of this 1945-nucleotide messenger RNA. RefSeq lists its product as uncharacterized. Gene Ontology annotation, cellular component: cytoplasm; nucleus. The record is from RefSeq and is a predicted model, not a curated record. Gene Ontology annotation, biological process: proteasome-mediated ubiquitin-dependent protein catabolic process. The transcript has 11 exons. The coding region runs from base 39 to 1874 and encodes 611 amino acids. NCBI's taxonomy places the organism in Eukaryota, Viridiplantae, Streptophyta, Lycopodiopsida, Selaginellales, Selaginellaceae.
CCAUUAGGUUUUUUGGCGCUUUGUUAGGGCUUUAGGCUAUGAGCGUGGGAGCGAUGGAGGCCACGGCGGUGAACUGGGGCGCGCUAGAUGCGCUGGUGCUGGAUUACUGCAUCGCGGAGGAGCUAGUCGUCGUGGAGGACGAUCUAGUGGAUGAUUCUAGUCGAGGUAACGUCGCUGCUCGGGACGCCAUUCGGCAGAUUAGGUCUCUCAUCGAGUGUGGUGCCAUCACCGAGUCUGUGGCGCUCCUCACCAAGCAUGCGUCGCUGCUGAUGCAGGACCAGCGAUUUCUUUUCUGGCUCUAUAAGCAGCACUUCAUAGAAAUUCUCCGUGGUGGUGGAAACGCUGCUCGUUUGCAGGCGAUUGAGUGCUCUAGAUCUCAGCUCGGGCCUUGCGCUCUUAACGCUUAUCCGGAAGCGUACGAGGAGUUCAAGCGAGUUCUUCUUGCCUUGAUAUAUGAUAGUGAUUAUCAAAAUUCUCCAGUUGCUGAAGAGUGGUGCGAAGCGAGACGAGCAAACCUGGCGGCAACGGUGGCAUCCACUUUGAAAGCUCACAUGCAUGCCGAUGAUCCACUUUUCUCCUUGGCGAUUUGCUACUUGAUCAGUGUACACAACGCGUACUGCAUGAGAAAGAAUUUGCCGCUUGGAGAUAUCGCGUCCGGCAUACUUCUUAAAGACCGAGAUCCUCCUCCGGCGUUUCAAGACCUGUCUGGGGAAGUGCAAACUUUCAAUGAGGUUGAUGUACAAGCUCUAGCACAGGCGGCGGAGCUUCCCAGGCACGAUGCCAUCCACAGUCUAAGGUACACGCGCGGAGAUGUCAUGGCGGCUUUGAAGAAUGAGCUGAGCAGAAUAAGAAUAAACACAUCCAUCCUUGACAAGCUGGUGUGGGAAUAUUGCGUCUACAGAGGCUUGAUUAACACCAGUCCAGAAGUCUCGAGUUCAGCGGAUUCCGUGGCAUCGCCGUCUGGAAGAACGACAGACGUUAUGGAUGAAGACUCCUCACCGCGCAUUGGUUCUGGGGAUACAGUCUGUUCUAGAGCGGAAGAGGCUGAUAGUAGUAGGAGCAAGAGCUACAGAUGGAAGGGUAGACGUUCCAGCAAGCAACAGAUGGCUGUGGUAAAAGCCGACGUGGAGAUGGUGCCAGCAGAAAAUUCAGGGACACCUGAUGCAGCCUUUGAGAAAUACAGACGAUCGGUACAAAUACGGCAGCUGAUCACGGAGAAGAAGAUUCCGGAGGCAAUUCAAGAAGUGGAACACUUGGACCCGUGUUUCUUUGAGAACCACCCGCAGCUGCUGUUCCAAAUGAAACAGGUAGCGUUUUGUGCUUUGAUAGAGGCUGGAGAUCAUAGCCGGGCGUUGGAGAUCGCGAGGGUGGACUUGGGACCUCUUGCUGCAAAGCACGCGGAUUUGCUCAAGCCUUUAAAGGAGACGGUGUUGAGUUUAGCGCGCAACCCGGGGGAGGCGUGCUCAAAUCAAACACCAGUCGCUGCUCUUGCCGCAUCUGUACAGAUGACUUUAAGUGCGAGCUUGGGCAUCAGGGAGCCUCAACUCAUGAAACUAAUGAGGACUUGCCUGUUUGCUCACACGGAAUGGUUCAAAGUCCAGAUGUGCUCGGAUCCUUUCGCGGACCUUCUCCAGAUCAACUUGCUCAAGGAGGAAGAAGGCGCACCGUCCAAGGUGUCUGCACAGAAAGCGGAAUCCGGCAGCGCGGAGCAGCAGCAGCAGCAGCAGGUUCCUCCGCAAGAGAAGCCACCGUUUGAAGAGUCCGCCAUCUUGACAAUCAUGGAGUGGAUGGCAUUGCCUCGUGGAGAUGCCAUCCAGCUUUUGGUGGAUUACCAUGGGAGCGUGGAGGAGGUUUUUGCACAGCUUAUGGGUUAGAAAACAGUGUCUUCUUCUUCAUAGUAAAAGCACAGUUACAUUGGAUAGAUCCUGUGAAUCAAAGACCAAAA